AUGAGGCUCUCGUACCUCUUCACCUUCAUCCUCCUGUUCGGAAUGCUGGGGCUGCUCUUCCUCAUCCAUAUUCAGGACUUACUGGAGGUGAACCGCCAGGAGACCACAGGCUCAGACGAGACGGGUGGGAAAGGGCAGGUAGAAUUCAAUCUGGAAAAUUGUGAAGUAAUUCUCUUUGGAAGUUGGAGCAUGGAGGCAGAGCACAGGGCUAAUGAUAGAAUUCUUAGCAAUGGAGGAACAGAGGGAUCUCAAGGUCUAUAUCCACCUCCUUCCAGUGAUGCCACACAAAUUGAUAGCGUGGUUAAGAAGGGUGAGUGUGACUGGAGCUACAAUGCAGAGAGCCUUGCCGUUCAGCCCAUCGUCACUCCUGACCGUCUGGCACGGAGCUCUGCCCACAAGGACCCGCUGCCGAACCCAUCCUUCCGCGGGCAGCGGCGCAGGCGUAGGAGGAAGGCAUUGGACGGGACGAGGCAGGCGGAGUUACAAUGGCACCAUCGCCAUUACCAGCGGACGCCUAACCAGAGAUCCGCCAGGUACCGCCCGCUAAGGGAGCGCCCGUCGGCCUCUCACUUCCUGGGGCCGCGGGGGCGCCGCUGGCUCGGGGACGUGCAGCAAGGCCGCCGGCAGCUGGUGGAGGAAGCCUGCCUCAAGUACCGGGGUGGUGGCAGCGCCCUGGGCCCCGGUCUGGUCUCACCGCACCACGUCUCCAGGAUCUACGUGGAGGACCGGCACCGGCUGCUGUACUGUGAGGUGCCCAAGGCAGGAUGUUCCAACUGGAAGCGGGUGCUGAUGGUGCUGAGUGGGCUGGCCAGCUCGCCAGCUCACAUCGAACACCAGGUCGCGCACUACGGCAACUCACUGCGUCGCCUCGACAGCUUCGACCGGGCCGGCAUGGCGUGGCGGCUCCGCACCUACACCAAGGCGCUGUUUGUGCGCGAGCCCCUCGAGCGCCUGGUCUCGGCCUUCCGCGACAAGUUCGAGCAGCCCAACGCCUACUACCACCCAGUCUUUGGCCGUGCCAUCAUCGCCCGCUACCGGCCCAAUGCUACCCGCCAGGCACUGCUGUCUGGCUCGGGCGUCACCUUCCCCGAGUUUGUGCGCUACCUGCUGGACCCGCGACGGCCGCUCGGCCUCGACAUCCACUGGGAGCGUGUCGGCCACCUCUGCAGCCCCUGCCUCAUUCGCUAUGACUUUAUCGGCCAUUUUGAGAGCCUGGGCGCAGAGGCGCAAACGCUGCUGAGGUUAGUCGGUGCCCCUGCCAACCUCACCUUCCCCCGUUUCAAGGACCGACAGCGAGGGGUGGAGCGCACCAGCCUGCGCCUCAGCCGCCACUACCUCGCCCAGCUGUCGGCUGACCAGCGUCGCCACACCCAGGACUUCUACCUUGCCGACUACACCAUGUUCAACUACACACGGCCCUUUGGGACAGGGCUAGACUGA
Molecule: messenger RNA, 1440 nt
Organism: Hypanus sabinus (Atlantic stingray)
Lineage: Eukaryota; Metazoa; Chordata; Chondrichthyes; Myliobatiformes; Dasyatidae
Product: carbohydrate sulfotransferase 8-like
Exons: 3
Coding region: 1-1440 (479 amino acids)
Biological process (GO): proteoglycan biosynthetic process; carbohydrate biosynthetic process
Cellular component (GO): membrane
Molecular function (GO): sulfotransferase activity
Source: RefSeq, a predicted model, not a curated record